This is a messenger RNA of Cordyceps militaris CM01, 2010 nucleotides long. Its product is annotated as RNA-binding protein. The record is from RefSeq and is a predicted model, not a curated record. Gene Ontology annotation, molecular function: mRNA binding. Bases 1 to 2010 code for a protein of 669 amino acids. NCBI's taxonomy places the organism in Eukaryota, Fungi, Ascomycota, Sordariomycetes, Hypocreales, Cordycipitaceae. Gene Ontology annotation, cellular component: cytosol. The transcript is spliced from 10 exons.
AUGUUACACAACGCAGCCUCUCCGACACAUGUCUUUGCUCGCGAUGAAAUCAAAUUAGUCAUCUCCGACAUCAUCACCAACUUCCAUCUUGAUUGUCUCUCCAAUUUCAUUAUGAAGCCUCUCUCUCGCUACAGAAGACACCAUAGGCGCGAUGGUGAGCGAACUAUUCGCAAGUCCGUCUCCUGCGAGCCCUUGCUCGAUCUGUCUUCCUCCGACGAAGAGGACCGCGCUAGAGGUGCUCGUCUAACCUGCGGAAGUUUGACCCCAUCUCCUGCCGGCAAGCGGCUGUUUGCCAAAAGAUCGGCUUCCGAGGCUGCCAGAUCCCGUCCCGGCAGCGCCGACUCCUUUCAGGUUGGCGCCAACACUGACGACGACGUCUUUGCUGAGGACGACGACUCGGUCGUCUCCGGAGCUCAUGUCAGUGAUAGGGAUGGCGCCAUCGAUCACGACGAAGAAUCUCCAGAGACCAAAAUCCCGUCCGUGGACGCACAGGGAAUUUAUCCCCCCACGGCCUGCAUCUUUGCCGCCAAUCUUGCUCAAUUGUACGACGACAAGACUCUCGAGUACGAAGUCACUCGAGCCUUUUCCAAGUAUGGACCAGUCUUCGUUAAGAUUCGCCGCGACCAGCGCCAUAUGCCUUUUGCAUUUUGCCAAUUUACUUGCGACGAACACGCAAAAAAGGCCAAGGAAUGCGGCAGAGACACUUAUAUCCUCGGCCGGCAAUGCCGCACUGAAAUGGCCAAGGCCCAUACAACAUUCAUUGUGUACAAACACUCUGGAGAUGCCGUCACUGCCGACGAAGCGAUCGCUCUCAUGAGCUCCCUCGGCGAAGUAGCCGAGGCGGAAGAGCUCGAGGCCAGCAUGCAGCACUCGAUGCGUCUCCCUCCAACCAUGGUCGUCAGGUACAAAAUGUACGACCCAAGGCGCGACGUGCCUCUGACUUUCCGUGGAAACCGCAAGUUCAAAGUGAUUCCAUUUGACCCCAAGGCGUCCAGCAACCCUAAGCCGGACGUCAAGGCCGGCAGCCCCAACAAGGAGCGGUUCCUGAGUCAGUACGACCGCGACAGGCGAUCCAUCUACAUGGGCAAUCUCCCCAUCAAUAUGACCGAGGAGACACUCACCAAUCUCGUCAGUGCAUGCGGCGAGGUCAUUGCCGUCGUGCUCUUCAAGAAGCCCGUGCCAGGAAGUCCAAGUAGGCAGAGCGCAGCAACCCAGCAAAGCCUCCAAGCUAACCAAGUAGGCAAAAUGACUUGCUUUGCAUUUGUCGAGCUUUCUCGCCCCGACUCGGCGGACGACGCCAUCGAGGCGUUUAACAACACGGACAUCAAUGGCUUCCGCGUUCGCGUCGACAGGAAGCAGUCUCGCACGUUUGAGACGCCCCGACGCAACCUCCCCAUGCGCUCGGCCAACUACUCGCACGCGACGUUUCCCCGUCGUCGCCACGCACCCGUCAUGGAGCCCGUCUCGCCCCUGCACACCAUGUUUGAUCCGCCUCCGGUCGCCGUUGACAAGCACGCCGGUAUUCCUGCGGACCCGGACCAGACGCCCCGGGCAAUCGAGGAGGCGGCCCAGACCGUCGCGGGUGAAGGCAACCUCUUCACCCCUACCCCCAAAAAGACACACGGCAACGGCCAUGCUGCCGGCGGCCACUUUGCGUACAGCAACAUGGAGACACCCAUGGCCAUGCAGCAGCACCAGCACAUGGCCAUGGGCUGGAUGCCCCCGUUCUCCCCGUACCACUAUGGCCCGCCCAUGUCGCCAUACGGGCCUAUGACCCCUCAUGGUACGCCUGGCGUCAUGUACCCAGGGUACAGCCCAGGACCGCCGUACUACCCAGGCAUGUACGACAUGUAUCCCAUGGCGUCACCUCCUCACAUGAUGCCGCCGCCGCCGCAGAUGCAAGCACCGCCCGCAGCAGCAUCAUAUGCGCAGGCGGAGGCUGUCGCUGAUGCACAGUCUUCUUCUUCCGGCGGACAGACUCCCACUGAGCCAGUCCAGGAGCAAAAGUGA